AAGGUUAAUCAUUGCACCACGAUAGAGACACAUCGACCUUUGAUUAAUGAAGCACCUUAUGGCUCAAACGAAGCCACGCUCAUUAUUUUGAGUUCGUCAGAUCAAAUCCAAUCCUGCGGUUUCUGUAGCAUCAGCGCAUCUCCCUUCUUUCUCUAACCUACUGCAGCAUUAACGUCCCGCUCUUUUUCUCUCUUACAGCUAAAUAUCUCACUCCCUAUAUUCUCUCUCUAAGACAUAUUUGCUCUCUCUCUCUCUCUCUCUCUCUCUCUCCAUUCUUGUUUUUUUUUUUUUUGCCUGUUUUGUUAGAAGAGAAAUGCAAGAGCAAGCUACAAGUUCUAUUGCAGCCAGCUCUCUGCCUUCUAGUAGCGAGAGAUCUUCUAGCUCUGCUCUUCACGUUGAAGUAAAAGAAGGCAUGGAGAGUGAUGAUGAAAUAAGAAGAGUGCCGGAGAUCGGAGGUGAGGCUGCCGGUCCGACAGCUUCCGGCCGUGACGGAGGUUCUGUUGCGGGACCCGUCCAGCCUUCAGGCAGCGGUCCGAGGAGGAGAGGGAGAAGCCCAGCUGACAAAGAAAACAAGAGGUUAAAGAGAUUGUUGAGGAACAGAGUUUCAGCACAGCAAGCAAGGGAGAGGAAGAAGGCUUAUCUGAUUGAUCUGGAGGCAAGAGUUAAAGAGUUGGAAACUAAGAAUGCUGAGCUUGAAGAAAGACUUUCCACUUUGCAAAAUGAGAAUCAAAUGCUUAGACAGAUACUCAAGAACACAACGGCAGGCUCCCAAGAGGGAAGAAAGUAGCUAUGAAUUUUUGUUGAAUGAGAGGCACACUAGUACACUAGCAGAGAGGGCUUUCGUAUGAGCUAUUCAAAUUUAUACUGUCUUGUUUCUCUUUCAGUUGUUGAUAGGUAGUAGAUUUUAUGUAUUAGGAUGAAUUGAGGGCUCAAACUCUGUAACGUUAUUAGGAGAAGUUUGUCAUACGAGGGAAGAUAGAUCAUAUAUAUAUAUUACCUGCCUUUUUAUUAAUAAUACGCUUCAAUUGUGAGUGCA
Messenger RNA from Sesamum indicum (sesame), 1036 nucleotides. Its product is annotated as transcription factor HY5. Gene Ontology annotation, biological process: response to far red light; positive regulation of transcription by RNA polymerase II; response to red light. Gene Ontology annotation, molecular function: DNA-binding transcription factor activity, RNA polymerase II-specific. Gene Ontology annotation, cellular component: nucleus. The record is from RefSeq and is a predicted model, not a curated record. Lineage: Eukaryota; Viridiplantae; Streptophyta; Magnoliopsida; Lamiales; Pedaliaceae.